CCCCGGAGCUCGGCGCACGCUCCCCGAGCCCCGGUCGCCCUCGGAGGCCGCCCACCCGCUCCCGGGGCUCUGAGGGGCUGCCCCGGGCCGGGUCUCCGGGGCCCGCGAAGGCAGGAGCAGAAUGACGCAGAUGACGAAAGAGCUGACGCCACACCGCCCACCCGGCAGCCGCCGGUGCCCGCACACACCGCCCCGCCCCGCCCCGCCCGCCCCGCCCCGCCCGCGAGGUCGCCCGCGCGCUCGCGGUUGCGCCGGUCCCGCGGGACACGUCCCGCCCCGGCCCCCGCGCUCGCCCGCCCCGCCCGCCGCCGGAGUUCCCACGGCGCCCGCCCGAGCCCUGCGCCGCCUGCCCUCCUCGUCGCGGAGCCCGUCCAGGCCUUUCGCGAACAUGGCGCUUGUCCCUUGCCAGGUGCUGCGGGUGGCCAUCCUGCUGUCCUACUGCUCUAUCCUGUGCAACUACAAGGCCAUCGAAAUGCCCUCGCACCAGACCUACGGAGGGAGCUGGAAAUUCCUGACUUUCAUUGACCUGGUUAUUCAAGCUGUCUUUUUUGGCAUCUGUGUGCUGACUGAUCUUUCCAGUCUCCUGACUAGAGGAAAUGGGAGCCAAGAACAAGAGAGGCAGCUCAAGAAGCUCAUCUCUCUACGGGACUGGAUGCUGGCUGUAUUGGCCUUUCCUGUUGGGAUUUUCGUUGUGGCGGUGUUCUGGAUCAUUUAUGCCUAUGACAGAGAGAUGAUUUACCCGAAGUUGCUUGAUAAUUUUAUCCCAGGGUGGCUGAAUCAUGGAAUGCACACGACGGUUUUGCCCUUUAUAUUAAUUGAGAUGAGGACAUCACACCAUGCGUAUCCCAGCAGGAGCAGCGGACUGGCCGCCAUAUGUACCUUCUCUGUCGGCUAUAUAUUAUGGGUGUGUUGGGUGCAUCAUGUAACAGGGAUGUGGGUGUACCCUUUCCUGGAACACAUUGGCCCGGGAGCCAGAAUCCUCUUCUUUGGGUCUACAACCAUCUUAAUGAACUUUUUGUACCUGCUGGGAGAAGUUCUGAACAGCUAUAUCUGGGAUACACAGAGAAGUAUGGAAGAAGAGAAAGAGAAGCCUAAAUUGGAAUGAGAUCUAAGUCUAAACCGAAGAGCAGGAUGGAGCCACCAAUGAAGAUUCAUUACCCCCGGGCAUUGGUAAUGUAGGAGAGGAAGCUUCAAAGAAACCAGUGGAAGCCACCUUCACCUCCCUGCCCCAGAGAGAGGGAACACCUUUUAUGCAGAAAUAUAUAUAUAAGAAUAAAAUACAGAUAUUUCCAAAAUAAACUGCCCUCAACUGUGUUUUAAAGAAUUCUUUCCAAAUUCAUUAUUGAUAAUAACAUCUUUUUUUCUUUUUUUUUAACCUCUUCUAAUUUUUAAAACUAAAAUUGGUCAUUGGAUUUUAAUUUUUGCAAUUGUAAUUCCAUUUAAUCAAGGAAAAAUAGAAUCCUAUCGUGUUUCUUGUUGAGAAAUAUGUGAAAGUCAAAGGAGCAGAUGUGAAGCAUAGCAUUCAUGUAUUUAUUUAAUCCUUACAGGAGGCUGAAGAAUGUAAGCGUAAGCCUAGAGGAAACGAGAUGGAUGUUCCCUAUUGCAAUAAUGUCACAGUUGUCUCAAACAGGCAAUAUUAGUAAUAAUUGCAUUGAUUUAGUUAAAACCCUGAGUGUAUUUGGAUCUCAUGAUUUAAUUCUGUGAAAUAUUUCCUAGAUGCAAACUAUAACUUUAAUAAAGAGCAAGCAACCCCUA
Messenger RNA from Kogia breviceps (pygmy sperm whale), 1755 nucleotides. RefSeq names its product androgen induced 1 (gene AIG1). Lineage: Eukaryota; Metazoa; Chordata; Mammalia; Artiodactyla; Physeteridae. Gene Ontology annotation, cellular component: endomembrane system; membrane. The record is from RefSeq and is a predicted model, not a curated record.